UGAACCAGAUUUAAUGGCGCAGCUGUGCGGCGGUUCCGGUUUCCCAGUCGGCAUCUUUGUCUCACCUGACGGCAGAGAGAACCCGAGCGGACCGGAGCGCUACCAUGGCUUCCGCACUGAUGGCUUGGGUUUGGAUCGGAUUAACACUAGCCCAGCUCAACAACGCAGAGAGCCACCUGGACGCACACGGACAUUUGGCCGGCCAGGACGAGCUUUUUGACGGCGAAGAGCAGCUGUUUGAUACGGCUGCUGAAGACAGGACCGACCGAAGUUUCCCAGCACCGGUGUGGAAGUUCCUCCAAGGGAGUGGAAUAAGUCCAGAGACAUCAGAUUUCAACAGGCCACAGUAUCGCUGCAGUAAUGGAACACUUUUCCUGCGCUUUUCACUCAUCCGAUACUCAAAUCUGCGUCUUGAAGAUGGGGUGCAGUUGUUGUCACUGCCUGACAGGUGUCACAGUUCCAUUCAUAUUCAUAGGUGGUGGUUGUUGGUGAAGCUUCAUACUGGCUGCUACACAGCAAUACAGACUGGAGAUGGAAUUGGUUUCCGCCCGUUGAAACUGCAUUUCUUCGACCGUCUGCUGCAGGAGAACAUGACUGGCAUGGCUGUCUGCGAGAAUCCACUAAUAUCACCAAAGGCAGCAUCACAAUUGGUGACUUGUAGAAGAACACACAUCACUGUGAAGCUGCCUCGUGAAACAAAACUGAAGAAAGUGAGAGAGCUUGAUUUUCAAACUAAUCAAGGAUACACUGUGAGACAGCGAAGGACCCCCAGUACAUUAUUUGUGGAAAUAUCAGUGUUACCAGACAGGGAUUCUGGCUUUGAACUGGUUUACGUUGACUCUGCUGGGAGACUGUGCGUGGUGUUCGCAGCUUGUUCCCCCAUGUUUCCUAAAAAGAUUAGAAGGCAUGUUAGGAGAUCUUUGGAGGAACCAGAUUUAUUUGAUCUGUGGGGCUUUGAUGAUGUUCCGCUAGAAACAUUCGAUACGCAAACACAGACAAUGGGCACCUCAGCAACGGACACAGGCACAAUACAGGAAACUGUUAAUGAUGUUGAUUUUAAUAACUUGUGGGGAUUUGAGGAUAUUCCUCUUGACCCAUUCAAUCCACAAACGACACAGACGACAGCCAGCUCAGUAACUGCUACAGAGACAGAUGAAGAAAUUUACGAGUUGUGGGGAUUUGAAGAAGUUCCUGAAGGGCCAUACACUGGAAUAGACGUAGUGAUUCCAGGGUCUUCUGCCACCACUGCGUCUUCUGCCACAACAGCUGCCACCACUGCGUCUUCUGCCACAACAGCUGCCACCACUGCGUGUUCUGCCACCACUGCGUCUUCUGCCACUACUGCGUCUUCUGCCACCACCACGGCCACCACAACUACAGCCCCAGCGACUGCUAGUACCACCGCUGCAACACGCAAAGAUCUGCAUAGGUCAUCGCCCAUGUCCAGAGGCCUGAGUGGGGGUUAUGGCAGGGUCAGCUCUGGGGUGGCAGGGACCAAACCAGCAAGAGAACCACUUUCGGCUUCUCUGUUGUCAAACUGGCCUCCAAGAAAAUCCAUGGAAGUGGGGUCACAGGAGGAGGAUGGAUGGGGAGCAGAUGGGUUGGGUGGGGUGGGGUGGGGGCUGUGGUUCCCUUAUACCUCCUUGGUCAACAAUAAGCUGAAGCCGCACUACAUCAGUACAUGUGGCAGAGACAAUCUGAGAAAGUGGCUGGAACCAGCCGUCACCUAA
Messenger RNA from Morone saxatilis (striped sea-bass), 1730 nucleotides. RefSeq lists its product as uncharacterized. The transcript is spliced from 9 exons. Lineage: Eukaryota; Metazoa; Chordata; Actinopteri; Moronidae. The coding region runs from base 105 to 1730 and encodes 541 amino acids. The record is from RefSeq and is a predicted model, not a curated record.